UGUUUAUGGUUAAGUAUGCGUUCUGUGGUUGGUGUUCUGAAAAGUGCAUUGAUAGCAACAAAUUUUGCUGGAAGUGCCAGAGUGGGAGUGCCAUAUGGUGUAGUAGCUAGGCGGAAAUUCGGAGCCGCCGCCUCCACCGCGACUCCGGCUUGCUGGAAUUGCGAAAAGAAGUCGGUGCUGAAGCAGCACAUGAUCUGCUCGGAGUGCGGACACCUGCAGGAUGUAGAUGCGGCUAUAAACUACUUUGAGCUGCUGAGCUUUCCCACAAACUUCAACCUGGAGGGGCAGCAACUGACACAGCGUUUCCGCCAGCUGCAGACCCUGGUGCAUCCGGACAAGUUCAGCAACAAAACCUCUCGAGAGCAAACCAAUUCCGCGGACUGGAGCUCCCUCAUAAACAAGGCCUACAAGACACUCGCCAUGCCGAUAGAGCGCGGACAGUACCUGCUGCAGCUGGAGGGCCAGCAGAUGCCGGAGGACAAUAGUACGCUCAACAAGGAGUUCCUUAUGGCCAUGAUGGAGCGCAACGAGGAGGUGGAGGAGGCGGAGGACAGCACGGAGCUCGACAAACUCAAUGCACAGAUUGUCCGGGAACUGGAGGCCCUGGUCCAAAAGCUGGGCAUCCAAUUCGAGGCCAAGGACCUGGCCAGCGUCAAGGGCACCCUCGUGGAGAUGAAGUAUCUGCUGAGCAUCCAGGCGAGCAUCAAGCAGAAGCAACAAAGCCUGUUGGGCGGCAGCUGAAGACUCGAUAUUCCAGUCUCGGGAGCAAUCGAUAACCGAAACACACCUCUGCCUGCCGACCAGCUGAUUGGAAAAGUGGCCAAAAAACAACCUAAGAAGAAGAAACCAAUAAACUAAGCUAUAAACAAAUAUCGGCAAAUAAAAUUCGCCAUGUAAUUAGUGACAAUGACA
Drosophila persimilis is the source of this 912-nucleotide messenger RNA. RefSeq names its product iron-sulfur cluster co-chaperone protein HscB, mitochondrial (gene Hsc20). Gene Ontology annotation, molecular function: protein-folding chaperone binding; ATPase activator activity. The transcript has 3 exons. The record is from RefSeq and is a predicted model, not a curated record. Lineage: Eukaryota; Metazoa; Arthropoda; Insecta; Diptera; Drosophilidae. Bases 16 to 741 code for a protein of 241 amino acids. Gene Ontology annotation, cellular component: mitochondrion. Gene Ontology annotation, biological process: [2Fe-2S] cluster assembly; protein complex oligomerization.